This is a messenger RNA of Aspergillus caelatus, 1407 nucleotides long. RefSeq names its product HET domain-containing protein. The coding region runs from base 1 to 1407 and encodes 468 amino acids. The record is from RefSeq and is a predicted model, not a curated record. NCBI's taxonomy places the organism in Eukaryota, Fungi, Ascomycota, Eurotiomycetes, Eurotiales, Aspergillaceae. The transcript has a single exon.
AUGGGGAUGCAAUAUCUUUGGGUUGAUCAGCUUUGCAUCAAUCAAAGUGAUGAAAAUGAAAAGUCGGAUCAGAUUAACCAAAUGGAUCGUAUUUACGCAUGGGCGCUAUACACAUUAGUUGCAUUGGCAGGCAAGGAUUCAAACUAUGGGUUACCCGGAGUGACCAGACCUCGCUCCUGGGCGCAUGGCAUCUUGCAAAUAGGUGAUGUGACUCUAAAUAACCGAGCACCAAGUCUAGCAACAUGUAUAGACUACAGUACGUGGUCCACGAGAGGAUGGACCCUUCAAGAAGCUAUGCUUUCUUCACGACUUCUUUAUUUUACUGAAUAUGGCAUUUACUAUGUCUAUCCAGAUCCAGGAGUUAGAUUCGAGUCCAAGGCGCCCUGUGAACCCGCCACUGGAUAUAAUUUUCCAACGUUAGACAAGCAUUGGACUGUAGUGGAACAGUACACCACUCGAAAUUUGACCUUUCGCUCAGACGCUCUAUAUGCCAUCUCUGCAGUCUUACGCACAAUGCAUGGAGAUGAAGGCAUCUAUUAUGGGUUACCGAUUUCGCACAUGGACCAAGCUGUUGUCUGGUUGCCCACAGGCAAAGGUACAAAUGCCAAGAGAGACGGGUUUCCCUCUUGGUCAUGGGUAUCUCAUGAAGGGCCUAUAACGCAUUCCAUAGUUGUUUUAGCUGGGCUUGCAAUCUGGAUGACUCCCAAACAUGGAUCAAAAAGGGGCCUUAACAUCUGUAAGCCCGGAGCUUACAUACGGAAGUUCUUUUUUGGAAGAUAUAAUGCGAUUGGCAUAGCAAUGGCCUGGUUGAAAGGCUGCAUAUCAAGUGAUUUCCCAGUUGACCCAACGCUCAGCACUUCGACUAUUGAUACUCUGACUGCUAGAUGGCCUACGUAUGACGCGUUCUGGGAGGAUGCCUUUGGUGGAUUCGCGAACGAUAAUAUCGAACUCAUGGAUCAUUGCGAACUGGUUCCUGGCCAUAUCCUAGUUUAUGGCCAGAUUGCACAGUUUUCAUUGGAUGGUUUCAAGUUUGGUGAAAAGGGCGACAUGUUCAUUGUCCGGUCACGGAAAGGAGUGCCUUCUGGUGCCCUGUGGAUACCCACAUAUAACCAAAGAGCCUCUAUGAAUACAACUAGAGAAUUCAUCGCAUUAUCAGUGACAGAUGGGGCUAUUUUUGACGGUGCAACAGCUUUGGCUUUUGAGAAAAGAUACAAAGAGAACCCUGACCUGGACUACGACGAGUUAAUUUUCCGGUACAGGACUCAAGAAAUUCUUCCUGUCUUAAAUGUGAUGAUUAUUGAAAGGAAUCUGGACUCUAACAUCGCUCGCCGUCUUGGGGUAGGAACGAUAUUUCUUAAGGAAUGGGCGGACGCGAAUCGAGAAUUCAGAACUGUCGUUCUUGAAUGA